Messenger RNA from Phytophthora nicotianae INRA-310, 129 nucleotides. RefSeq lists its product as hypothetical. The record is from RefSeq and is a predicted model, not a curated record. Bases 1 to 129 code for a protein of 42 amino acids. The transcript has 2 exons. Lineage: Eukaryota; Oomycota; Peronosporomycetes; Peronosporales; Peronosporaceae.
AUGUCACUGCCUAUCAUUAACACUCCCCAUGGAUGUGCUGAGAGCUUGCUGCCAAAAGGUGAGGCCCAAACCAAGAUCUCAGAAGGAACCGACAGCGUAGUGGCUUCAAUCCCUAAGUUGAAGCCAUAA